AUGCAGUAGAAUGAAGGAGAUGAUAAGACCUUUACAUUAUUAGUAAAUUGUGGGUAAAGAGUUAAUGGAAAAUCAACCAUUUACGGGAUAACACCUGUGCAUAAAGCAAUAGAACAGACUUAUAAAUCAUCAAAUAAAACUAUGUUAAAAAAAGUUUUAGAAAUGGAUGCUGAUGUUAAUGUAAUAGACACAAAUGGAUGGAUCAUUGCAUCAUGCUGCUUUCUAUUGGGAAUUAUGGGCAAUAACUACUUUAAUAGAAAGAGGAGCAUAUCAAUAAAUCUCAUAUAUAAAGGAUACUAUCCAAUUCAUGUAGCAGCACUAAACAAUUAAGCAAAGGCUGUUUAAUUGCUAAUAGAGACAGGAAUGGCUUGUUAAGAGAGUUUUGUUGAUUUUCAGGAUAAUCAAAAUUGUACAUCUAUUCAUUUAGCAGCAAAAAAAUGCCAUGAUUAAGUUGUUUAGGUGUUAUUUGAAUCAGGAGCAAAUAUCUAUCAAGUUGAUAAAAGAGAUUGGACUCCUUUGCAUUAUGCAUCAUUUUAUCAAAAUAGAAAUGUGGUUCAUUUAUUAAGCAGGUAUGAUGCAGAUGAAGAUCAGUACUGCGCUAUGAGAACAAACAAGGGUUAAACAGCUGAUUAAAUGACUACUGAUUCUGAAGUAAAGUUUGCAUCAAGACAUUAUGGAGUGCUGCUAGAGAUGGAGACUUAGAUACAGUUAGAAAACUAGUGA
Molecule: messenger RNA, 723 nt
Organism: Paramecium tetraurelia
Lineage: Eukaryota; Ciliophora; Oligohymenophorea; Peniculida; Parameciidae
Exons: 2
Molecular function (GO): protein binding
Source: RefSeq, a predicted model, not a curated record